This is a messenger RNA of Thrips palmi, 458 nucleotides long. RefSeq lists its product as uncharacterized. The transcript is spliced from 4 exons. Lineage: Eukaryota; Metazoa; Arthropoda; Insecta; Thysanoptera; Thripidae. The coding region runs from base 107 to 451 and encodes 114 amino acids. The record is from RefSeq and is a predicted model, not a curated record.
UCGACGCCUCCUAAUAGAAUAAUCUCAACUGCCAGUUUUCAUUUCAGAACUAACCUCACUGCACACGACGUGAGAAGCUAUCUUUUUUGCGUGACGCAGAUACCACAUGAAAUUACUUGCCGGAGGACUAGUUACAAGACAUGCCGGCGGGACGCACACCCACCGUGUCGUGGCUCGCUUCCCUGCUCGUCUUCAUCGCUGCCUUGGAGGUCGCCAGGUGUCGUUCUUCAGCGCAUCAAGGCAAAAAGAUGGUCCCAGUCUACUACGACAUCGGGGCCUGCACAGACAAACAACAUUUCGUCGAAGUCAACAACGUGACCACCAUUAUGGACGAGUGGGGUGCCUAUUACUGCAGCGCAAGCGUCUUGUUCCUCAAAGAAAUGAAGAGUGUGUCCAAGCUGGUCGUCAUCAUAACAAAAUGCACCGGCGGGAAAGCAACGAAUCUUUGUGAGUACUAC